AUGACACACGUAGCUAUCUUGACAGGAGCCUCUAGAGGGAUCGGUAGUUCCAUCGCCGAAAUUUAUCUUAAGAAGGAUUCUAGCAACAAAUUAGUUGCGGUCUCUAGAUCAGAGAAGGAAUUGAAGAAGUUAUCAGAAGAGUAUGGGUCUGAUAGAGUUCAAUUUGUAGUUGGGGAUGUGGCCAAGCCAGAAACCAGCACCAAAGUCUUGAAAUUGGCAAUUGAAAAAUUCGGCCAAAUCAACUCCAUUAUAGCCAAUGCCGGUGUAUUGGAUCCAGUCGACCAAGUAUCGAAGGCUGAUGUCGAUGGAUGGAGAGGAUUGUUUGAUAUCAACUUCUUUGCGGUUGUUGAUUUGGUUCAACAAUGUAUUCCAGAGUUGCGGAAAACAAAAGGUAACAUUAUAGCUGUUCUGUCUGGUGCUUCAACUACAGCAUACAACGGAUGGGGUGCUUACGGUGCAUCAAAGGCUGCUUUAAACCAUUUUGUCUUAUCGGUGGCAUCAGAAGAAUCCGAUAUCAGUGCCAUUUCUGUUGCACCAGGAGUGGUAGACACAAAUAUGCAAAAUGAUAUUAGAAACAAGUUCGGAAGGAACAUGACCAAGGACUCUUUAAAGAAAUUCGUUGAUCUUCACAAGAACAAUGAAUUAUUACCACCUGAAGUCCCUGCUACUUGUUAUGUUAACCUUGCAUUGAACGGAUGGGAUAAGACUAUCAAUGGUAAAUAUUUAAGAAUCAAUGAUGAUGCCAUGAAGCCAUACUUACAGUAA
This is a messenger RNA of Debaryomyces hansenii CBS767, 765 nucleotides long. Its product is annotated as sepiapterin reductase family protein. The coding region runs from base 1 to 765 and encodes 254 amino acids. The transcript has 2 exons. Gene Ontology annotation, molecular function: oxidoreductase activity, acting on NAD(P)H, oxygen as acceptor. NCBI's taxonomy places the organism in Eukaryota, Fungi, Ascomycota, Pichiomycetes, Serinales, Debaryomycetaceae. Gene Ontology annotation, cellular component: intracellular anatomical structure. The record is from RefSeq and is a predicted model, not a curated record.